AUGGUCUUCGUAAAGUCGCUGACAGGCCGCACUCUGUGCCUUGACGUUGAAGAUGUUUCGAGCAUCAAGCAACAGAUCUAUUUGAUCGAAGGAAUCCCAGCUGAGGAGCAGAGACUCAUCGCUGCCGGUCACCAGCUCGAGGAUGACGAGACUGUUGAGAAGGAUACCACUGUCUUCCUCUCGCUUAGCAUGCUCGGAGGAGCUAAGAAGAGAAAGAAGAAGGUUUACACCACCCCAAAGAAGAACAAGAGAAAGCCAAAGAAGGUCAAGCUCGCUGUUUUGAAGUACUACAAGAUUGACGACAAUGGAAAGGUCACUCGUCUUCGUCAGGAAUGCCAACAGCCAACCUGUGGUGGAGGAGUUUUCAUGGCUCACCACAGUAACAGACAUUACUGCGGAAGAUGCCACAACACCCUCGUUGACGACAAGGGAUCCGCCCCAACCGAGAAAGGAAAGAAGGGAAAGAAAUAA
Caenorhabditis bovis is the source of this 471-nucleotide messenger RNA. The record is from the annotation of a GenBank genome assembly. NCBI's taxonomy places the organism in Eukaryota, Metazoa, Nematoda, Chromadorea, Rhabditida, Rhabditidae.